AUGUACACUGCGCUACGACCGCUCGCCCCGCGACUGGCAGCUGUGGCGACUUCGCGGGGAGAGAGAGACGACAGAAAAAGCUUCUUUCUCUGUAUAAGCGCGCGGCCGCCAGGACAGCGGCCGAGGCUGUUCGUCGGCGAGGUGACUCUGCCGGAAAAACGUCGGCACACAGGCAAAACUCCGCAGUUUAGUGGAGGAGUGGAGGGAAGAAAACGGUGUGCUCGUCACGCGUUCUCUGCCGACCCCCCUCUCUCGGUUUCGCUGGCGCUUCUCUCGUCCCUCGUCUGUUUCCAAAUUGCCUCACUCUUGCGCAGGACGCGUUGUCGAUCGCAGCGGAGAAGGAAGCGCGAGGCUUCCUCGAGAACCGGAGAAAAAUCGACAGAGAGGCUCUUAAACCUCCGAACAGCAGCGGGAGAAUCGCGCGCGACCGAGAGACAGAAGGACGCAGAGGGGACCGCGAGGCUGCUCAAAGUCUCAGGAGAAAACCGCGAAAAGUGUAUGCACAACUGGAGAGAAGAGGUAGAGCAAGAAGCGAUGGAAGAAACGACUGAAUCUGACUGCGUUCUGGAAGAGAGAGACGUGUGGACGAUGGCCCUCUAA
Messenger RNA from Toxoplasma gondii ME49, 600 nucleotides. RefSeq lists its product as hypothetical. The record is from RefSeq and is a predicted model, not a curated record. Bases 1 to 600 code for a protein of 199 amino acids. Lineage: Eukaryota; Apicomplexa; Conoidasida; Eucoccidiorida; Sarcocystidae. The transcript has a single exon.